AUGGCAGAAAGAUAUCGUGGUAUUGUGAUCUACGGACUGUUUCUAGGGGCAGUAUGGGCAAGUAGAUUUGUCCUGGCAGAAAGAUGUCGCAGUGUGAUCUACGGACUGUUCUUAAAAUUAAUCAGGGCAGAAAGAUGUUGUGAUUUACGGACUGUUAUUAGGGACAGUGGGGCAGGUAUAUUAAUUAAUCAGGGUAGAAGAUGGACAGUUCUUAGACA
Molecule: messenger RNA, 218 nt
Organism: Racocetra persica
Lineage: Eukaryota; Fungi; Glomeromycota; Glomeromycetes; Diversisporales; Gigasporaceae
Source: the annotation of a GenBank genome assembly